UGCCGACGUGGGGCCGGCGGCCGCGGGCGGUUGGGAGCCCCGGGUGCGGGUGCGCAGCGGGAGGCGGGCAUGGGGGGGCUGCGGCUGCUGGCUGUGGCCCUCACCUGCUGCUGCUGGCCGCCGGGCAGCCAGGGCAAGACCCUGCGGGGCAGCUUCAGCAGCGCCGCGGCCCGCGACGCGCAGGGCCAGAGCAUCGGCCUCUUCGAGUUCCACGGGGACCACGCUCUGCUGUGUGUCAGAAUCACAAAUAUAGCCGGAGCCAUCGCAAAAGAAGCUAAGCUCUACCUGUACCAAGCUCAGGAGUGGAUAAAGCUGCAGGAAAACAAUGACCACUAUAGUUGCAGUGAAAUAUUGUCCAAAGCACAAAUAACAAUGACCAUAAAUCAGACUGAACAUAAUCUGACAGUGUCCCAGAUUCCGUCUCCACAAAUGUGGCACGUGUUUUAUGCAGACAAAUUCACAUGCAAAGAUGAUCAUGAGAACUCUCAGGUGGAAGAUAUUUCAUUCGAAAUGAUGUUGCUAAACCCAGAUGCCGAAGGAAAUCCAUUUGAUCAUUUUAGUGCUGGAGAAUCUGGGCUGCACGAGUUCUUCUUCCUGCUGGUGCUCGUGUACUUCGUGGUUGCCUGCAUCUACGCACAGUCGCUGUGGCAGGCCAUCAGGAAGGGCGGGCCCAUGCACGGGGUCCUCAAGGUCCUGACCACUGCGCUGCUCUUGCAGGCUGCCUCGGCUCUAGCUAAUUACAUACACUUCUCCAGGUACUCCAGAGACGGCACGGGAGUACCUUUCAUGGGGAGUUUGGCCGAAUUCUUUGACAUCGCUUCCCAAAUUCAGAUGUUGUACCUCCUUCUGAGCCUGUGCAUGGGCUGGACCAUCGUCCGGAUGAAGAAGUCCCAGAGCCGACCGCUCCAGUGGGACUCCACCCCUGCCUCCACGGGCAUUGCUGUGUUCAUCGUCAUCACCCAGAGUGUGUUGCUGCUUUGGGAGCAGUUUGAAGACGCCAGUCCUCACAGCCACCACUCACACCACCUAGCCGGGAUUCUGCUAAUCAUUUUGCGAGUUGGCCUCGCAUUGUCCUUCGGCUGCGGCCUGUACCAGAUCAUCACGGUGGAGAGAAGUACCCUGAAAAGGGAGUUCUACAUCACAUUUGCCAAAGGCUGUAUCUUGUGGUUCUUGUGCCAUCCAGGCCUUGCUUGCAUUUCCAUCAUCUUCAGCGACUACCAAAGAGAUAAGGUUAUUACAAUGGGCGUCAUCCUCUGCCAGUCUGUUUCCAUGGUGAUUCUCUACAGACUCUUCCUGUCCCACAGUUUAUACUGGGAAGUUUCCUCUCUCUCCUCCGUAACGCUGCCACUGACCAUCUCCUCUGGACACAAGAGUCGGCCUCACUUCUAAUGCUCGAUUUUCGUUGGAAGGAAAAGCCAAUUGAUGGAACAGUGCAAUCAGCAGUUCAAAUGCAGUGACUUUUUUUUCAUACUUUUGCUAUGAAAAAUUGAACCAAGAAAGGAGAGCAUGUUAUUUAUAUGACUGCAUUUAAGCAGUACCAAACCAGAAAAAAAAAUACAUGAAUGUUUUGAAUUAUACUUAAUAAACUUUCAAGAAAGA
This is a messenger RNA of Sorex fumeus (smoky shrew), 1599 nucleotides long. It is a transcript of the gene GPR180, whose product is annotated as G protein-coupled receptor 180. Bases 70 to 1389 code for a protein of 439 amino acids. The record is from RefSeq and is a predicted model, not a curated record. Lineage: Eukaryota; Metazoa; Chordata; Mammalia; Eulipotyphla; Soricidae. The transcript is spliced from 9 exons. Gene Ontology annotation, biological process: G protein-coupled receptor signaling pathway; response to pheromone.